Branchiostoma belcheri (Belcher's lancelet) is the source of this 2324-nucleotide messenger RNA. RefSeq lists its product as uncharacterized. The record is from RefSeq and is a predicted model, not a curated record. The coding region runs from base 2 to 655 and encodes 217 amino acids. The transcript is spliced from 2 exons. Lineage: Eukaryota; Metazoa; Chordata; Leptocardii; Amphioxiformes; Branchiostomatidae.
AAUGGCCAACAUCGCCCUUAUGUGCCUCCUGGCGGUGGUGUCGCAAACCGCGAGUCUUUCAGGACCUCCUGCGCAGCCGCCAUUGUGGCCUCAAACCUUCUCGGUUACUUUCCAAGAGGAGCGGCAUAUUUCCGUCGUGCCCGUCAACCAAAACGUGGGGGCCUGGCACUACGACUUCGCCAACAGCCGGGCGAGGUUCGACUACUCGCAGGGCCAGGCCGACAGCUUCUGCACCGGACGGGGCCUGACGCUGAAAGACGAGCACGGGGAUUGCCAGCUCUUCUUCAGCACGCUCGGCUUGUACGUGCACUACCCGCGCGAGCAACAGUGUUGUCGGGCCUGCGGGCCAGCUCAAUACUGCAGCGUCAUCAAGCCAACGUGGCUGGCCGGGGCGACUUACCUCGGGGAAGAGAAUAUCAACGGAACGACGUGUCACGGCUGGGAGAAACAAGGGGCGGUGGCAACAGACAGGUGGUACCAGACCGAAGACGGCAAGCCUUGCCAGUACUGGGAGAAGCUGCAGUUUGUCCCUCACAUCACCCACGUCAUCACCUUCAACACCAGCUCCUACCAGCUCAACCCCAUCCCCGCUAGCGUCUUUGAUGUUCCCAAGUACUGCAACAGCACAUGUCCGAUACCAUAUCCCCCACACUAACACGUAAUGCAGGACCUUCCUGAACCGCUAUUAGGUUAGCUUAAAAACAACGCAAAUCAAAAUCAGUACCUAAUUUUCUUUUUUUUCCUAUGCCUUAAUAGAAUCUGCUGUGAUGCUGGUUUCAAAGCUCCCUAUGUGAAUAUUAUCCAGGGUGUACCAACACGGGCUGCAGUGCUAAACUAAUUAUAAAUUGUAAGUAAAGCAUUAAAGAAAGACCAAAAUGACACCAGUCAGACCGUGCUCCCCAUGGAGGUAGAAUGAGUUGUAUUUAUACAUGUAUACGUCUGGAUUGGAAUGGUCCAGUGCUUUGAAUGUGGCAUCUGCAUGUAUUACUCAAAAAGGCUACAAAUUAAAAGAAACUUCAGUCUGCAGAAUAGACAAUAGAAUAAGUAAAUUCUACAGCAAAGCAAAACUAUUUCAAAUGCAUACACUCUUAUACAUAGCAUUACAUAUUAGUGCAGUGGAAAACUAAUAACUGUACCUGAACUUGUGUAAUGCAGGCUACAAUGGCUUAUCAUCUAUUGUCUACACAGGUCUAUCUAGUUGGGUUACCUGGGUAUGAUACAUGUGAAUAUGACACCACAAUGUCUGGCUGUGGCUUUUUGUUCUGAUAUUGCUGAUAAAAACUAAAAGCCAUUGCAAGAGUGUAUAUCUGUGAUCUAAGCUUGUUACUUCAGAAUCUGUUGUUCCUUUCUGUAAUUCCUGCAGCUGUGCUCACUACUCAGACUACAAUCUGAGUAUCUACAAUCUACUGAAAGGGACCUUUAAUGCAUAUAACACAUAAUAUAGGAAUCUGAAAUAUUUUCUGUUCUAAUCAUAACUGCAUAUGCAUUGAAUGUCCUAUUCUAGGAAGAUUUUUGUGUGUGUUUGUCCGAGGUUAAAAAGAUAAUAAAAACUUGGUUUGUCUAAGUACGGUGUAGAUAGGGCAUUGUGUAGCACGUUAGACAAUAAUGUACCAUGAGUGGCAAGGGAUGGCUGCUAUGUGUGUAGUGUCAUACAUGUAGUUUAUUCACUUCUGGUGAACAGUAGGCAGCACGGUUGGCUUUGAAUGCUUUAAACUUCAAGAUAACUUCAAGAUGCUACAGCUCCAAAAUUCUGUUGAUAUUGUGUUAGUUAACAUUGGUGGAUAGGUGUGUUGGUUAGGUUUCAAAAACUUUGCAGACUGUUAGAAUGCAGAAACUUUGCAGUGUUUGAAUUCAUAGCAAUUAUAAGUCACUGGCAAUUAGCAUAAAAAUUACAGUAAAGUAACAGUACUUUACUUAUUAGCAGAGCUCGGACUUUUGCACCAGAAAUAUGGGCACACACAGCAGACAACAUAUUAGCAAAAGGAUUAAAUUGUAAUGCAGUAUUCCACAGCAAACACAACUCAAUUCACAAAAACACCCUCUGCUCUAAUCCAAGGACCUGAAUAGGACAUUCAUGGCCAAUACAUUCUGUACAUUUAAAGAACAUGUGUAGACGUAAAAAUGGCUGUAAGGUACAACUGCAGUCAGGAAAUCCAUAUCUCAUCCAUUUUUGAAAUGUAUUCAAGUACAUAUAUUAUGCAAUAAUUAUUAUCUCCUCAGUUCAUCUCUUCAAUGGUACAAAAAAAGAAUAAUUAUUUCUUUAUGGUUUUUUGUAAAGGGCAAACAUCAAUUCUUCAUUUGGAGUCUAAAGAUAUAUAUAUAUA